Molecule: messenger RNA, 935 nt
Organism: Exaiptasia diaphana
Lineage: Eukaryota; Metazoa; Cnidaria; Anthozoa; Actiniaria; Aiptasiidae
Exons: 3
Coding region: 44-619 (191 amino acids)
Source: RefSeq, a predicted model, not a curated record
GGURKCCCGCCAUGUUGAAGCUCAGCAGGUUGGUUCGUGUUCAAUGACUGAAUACUUCGGGAAGAUGGAAGGGUGUAAUACUGGAUUUAUUCACUCUUUGCAGAAGAACCCGAAGUCUGAUUGCAGCGUUGAGCUGAACACCUUACAAGACUGCGCUGUAAAGAAGUUGGCAUCUUGUUUCUCUAAUCAGAAUCUGAAUGACGCUAUGUUAAAGUUGGUCUUUAAAAGUUUCRUAACCAAGGAGUUAUUCUGYGAUAAGGCAGGCAUACAAUUCCCUAGUGUUGAGGGUAAUGCCACCCUCCCUUGUAAUUUGACGAUUUCAGAAUACACGUCCAAAAUCAAUGAUUGUUCCAGAACUGUACUCAAUAUGUGGGUAGCAAACAGGGCUGACAAACGAACUUGUGGCGAGUAUGUGAAAACAAAAAAAUGUGUGAAAAAAGUCAUCGAUGAUCACAAUUGCAUUCCUGAAGGCCUUUUUAAAGAAAUGAUCAACGUAUCACUWGGAAAAUAUAACAUGUUCUGCCCCGAUGGACAAGACCCUGUCGCUGGUGCAGCAUCCWCUGUCCUUCCUUACAAAAUCCUCUUUUUCUUCGUUCUUUUAAUUAACAUAUUCUUUUGAAUGCAUAGCUCUUCAGUAUUGAAAGACUUGAAGUGUAASUGAACUGUGUGACGUCCAACACGCACUAGACAAACGGUGGUGUUAGUUCAGUUAUAGAGUCGAAUUUCCCAAAUCAGAUUUGUAACCUUGAAAAAUGGAUGAAUUGUGCAAUGAAAGUUGAUGCACAUCAAAUUAAAUUAAAAUAAAAGUCUGAUCCUUAAACCUUUUGUACGGGUCUUAUUCCGGGAAGMAAGGAACCAACUAGAUUCAGAGUAUUGCAAACAAUCUUUUAGAACCAAAACACAGUUAUACGCACGACAUUAUAUGAAUGAUUUGC